Penicillium longicatenatum is the source of this 1353-nucleotide messenger RNA. RefSeq names its product pheromone receptor. Gene Ontology annotation, cellular component: membrane. The transcript is spliced from 2 exons. The record is from RefSeq and is a predicted model, not a curated record. Gene Ontology annotation, molecular function: mating-type factor pheromone receptor activity. Lineage: Eukaryota; Fungi; Ascomycota; Eurotiomycetes; Eurotiales; Aspergillaceae. Gene Ontology annotation, biological process: G protein-coupled receptor signaling pathway. Bases 1 to 1353 code for a protein of 450 amino acids.
AUGGCGACAGAUACGAAGCUCUAUCCGCUGGCGGUAGUUAUUCCGGUCCUGUCGUUCAUCUCCAUUCUACUAUGCCUCCCACCACUGGCUCUUCAUGUCAAAAAUCGCAACUUUCCUGCAACGGCCCUGAACUGCUGGGCAAUGCUGCUGAGUGUGUUCAAUAUCAUCAACGCUAUUGUGUGGCCCACAGAUGACAUUUCCACAUGGUGGGAUGGGGCUGGUCUCUGUGAUAUUGAGGUCAAGAUUAUGGUUGCAAGUUAUGUGGCUGUACCGGCUGCUCUUACAUGUAUCUUCCGGGGGCUGGCAGCGGUGCUGGACACCAGUCGAGCCGUCCUGGUUCCGAGCAAGACCCAGCGUUGGCGCAAUCGGCUGAUCGAGCUUCUUCUUUGCGUUUUUGUGCCAAUCAUGGCAAUGGUCACUCACUAUGUCUACCAGAAAGAUCGCUAUCUCCUCUAUGCCAUUUCUGGAUGUGUCAACAACUAUGACGAGAGUUGGCCAAGUUUCGUGCUGGCAUGGAUGUGGCCACCCAUCAUUUGCUUGAUCUCUGCAUACUAUUGUUGCCUCGUUCUUAUCCGCCUUCACCGAUACAAAAGUGACUUCGAGGUUAUCCUCCGCGCAUCAAACAGCAACAUGAGUAAAUCCCGUUUCUUACGACUGUUCUUCGUCGCUUUUACCAUGCUCGUAAUCAUCCUUCCCGUCCAAACAUAUGUCGUCUACUAUGACCUAUAUCUCUCCCUUCCCUGGCACCCCUACUCCUGGUCUCAAAUCCACCAUGCAUCAUGGAACCAAAUCAUCAAGGUCCCCACAAACGGCAAAGUCUUUUUCGAUCGCUGGACACCCAUCGCCAUCGGCAUUAUCAUUUUCAUCUUCUGUGGGUUCGGCCGUGACGCCAUUCGAGUCUACCACUUAAUUCUUUGGCGACUGGGAUUCGGAUACUGCUUCCCCAGUGUGUCUUGUCCUUUGGACUCGCAGGCUACGAUCCCAAUUCCCCAAGGUUCGAAUUCGAGAACACUGGUCGACUCAUCUCGGCCCCAGAAGAAAUCGCUCUUCAAGUGGCGCAAAAAUGCAUAUGAUGAUAUCGAGAAGGGUCCUCGGCCGUCUUCCAAUGACAAUAUCCGCAAUUUGCCGUGGUAUCGGUCCUUGUUCAAUGGCCGUUCUGCUCGGGGCCGUGAUCGGGCUGUCCUGCUGAAUGAUGUUUCUGUGCCUGAACAGACCGUUUGUACUAAUGCUUGGGCGGGGACCAGUGCAAGUCGCUCCAGCAGCGAGUUCUCGGGGAUCAAUGCUCCGCCUGUUCUAGUGGAUUCCAUUCAUAUCAAGCAUGUUAUAUCCCAGCAGAGUGAGCUCCAGCUCUAG